Plasmodium adleri (nom. inval.) is the source of this 8139-nucleotide messenger RNA. Its product is annotated as conserved Plasmodium protein, unknown function. The transcript is spliced from 2 exons. NCBI's taxonomy places the organism in Eukaryota, Apicomplexa, Aconoidasida, Haemosporida, Plasmodiidae. Bases 1 to 8139 code for a protein of 2712 amino acids. The record is from RefSeq and is a predicted model, not a curated record.
AUGAAUAACAAUAAUAAUAGUAAUAAUAGUAAUAAUAAUAUUUGGAAAAAAAACAACAACAAUAAUAAUAACAAUUAUAAUAAUAAUAAUUACAACCCUAAUGACAAUAAUAAAAAUUUGACAAAAAAUUUAUUUUUUAAUAAUAUAGACAAUGAAUUCAAAAAUGUUUAUGGAAAAAAAAAUAUGCAAGGACAAAAAAAAAAAAAAAAUAAUGUUGCAUAUGAUACUUAUGAUAAUAAUGAUAAUAUACAUGCUUCAUCACAAUACAAUCCUUUUAUAAAUAAAAUUUAUAAUAAUAACAAAUAUGUAGAUAAUAAUACACUUAAUAAAAAACCUUUCCACAAUAAUACAGAUAAUAAAAACCAAGGUGUUCAUUAUAAUAUAUAUGAAACAAAUGAAUAUAAUAAAAAUAAUUUUAGAAAUAAAGGUGUAAAUAAUAAUUCAUAUAGUUACAAUAAUAAUUAUACCAAUAAUAAUUUAUAUAAUAAUAAUAAUAAUCUCAGUUUGAAUAAAAUUAAAUCUACUAAUUCAAAUGUAUAUAAAAAAAUUACAAAUAAUUCAAAAAAAGGACAUUAUCAAAAUAUAUAUACUACUGAAGAUAAAAAUAAACAAAAUUUUAUAAAUUCAGAAAGCUCGAAUUAUAUAAAUACAGAUAAUGUGUAUUCUUCCAAUGUAGAUUAUAUGACUAAUAUAAAUAAAAAUGAUACUAGAAAUGUUUAUAAUUUAUAUAAAAACCAUUAUAAUAAUAAAACAAAAGAUAAUACAAGUAAUAAGAAAAUAGUUGAUUAUUCAUAUGAUAAUAAUCAAACGGUUUAUAAUAAUUCAAAAUAUGUAUCUACUACGACAAAUAAUAUAACUAAAGAAGAUACACAAAAUAUAGAAGAGAUAGAUAAUAAUAAAAAUUAUUUAUAUAUGAAUGAAAAAAAUGAUAAGACUUAUCAUCAGAAUAUACAAAAUAAUUUGAAUAAUACACAUACAUUAUAUAACAAUUAUAAAAAUGUCCCUUUAGAAAGGGAUCACAUAAAUAAAAAUAAUAAUAAUAAUAAUAAUAAUAAUAAUAAAAACAAUAAUCAUAAUAAUCAUAAUAAUCAUAAUAAUAAUAAUAGUGAUAGUGUUCAUGAUAUAUUAUCACAUUGUAUUAAUAUUCUAUCAAAUGAUAAAAGAGGAAUACAUGAUAUGAAAAUGUUUUAUCAAAAAAAAUUAAGAGAAAAAAGCAAUAACGAAACUAUUAAACAUGUAUUAAACAAAAUAAACGAUAUUACUAUAAAAUAUAAAUACGAUGAAAAUAAUAUAAAUUUUAUUCUGAAAGAAAUAUAUGACCUACAAAAAGAAUUCAAAAAUAAUGAUGGCGUGAGCAAUUUUUCUACAUAUAAUAAAAUUGUAAGAAGUAAUAUAUAUCAAACAAAUAAAUACGUUAAUACCAAUAUAUAUGAUCAUGGUUAUAAUAAAAAUAAUACAGAGAAAACAAAUGAUGAGAUACAACAUAUGACAUAUAAUCAUGAUAAUUAUAAUGAUGUAGAUUUUAUAAAUAAUAAUGUAUAUAAAAAAAAAGAUAAUGUACUUGUUACCAAUACAAAAACAUAUCAAGGGUUAUAUAAAUUAAAAAAUAAUAUACAAAAUAUAAAUAUUAUAGAAAAUAAAAUAAACAGUGAUAUAAAAAAAAAAUGUGAAAAUAUACUUAUAUACAAAUAUUAUAAAAAACAUGAAGAAUAUAAAAAAAAAUGGCAAGAAAUUACUUACAAAUGUAAACAAACAAAUGUUUUAAAUUUAUUUAAUCAAGUUGAAACAAAAAUAAAAGAUAAUAUUAAAAUUUUAGAUAUAUUCAAAUUAUAUCUAUUUCCUAAAAAUAAUUAUAUUCAUUAUAAAAAUAUUUUUUAUACUAAUUAUAAAAUGAUUAUAAUUCAUAAUGUUAAAUUUAUUUUUCUACAGAAUUUAUUUUCAUUUCAUAAAAAAAUCAAAAAGGAUGUAUCAAAAAAUACACAACAAAUAAUUAAAAAUAAUUUAAAUAAAGAGAAAGAAAAAAAUGAUCACAACGAUGAUAAUAAUAAUAAUAAUAAUAAUAAUAAUAAUUACAAUAAUAAUAAUAUUUAUAAUAAUAAUAAUAAUUGUGAACAGAAUGAUCAAGAAAGUGAUGAUUUCAUAUCAAACAUUAAUUCCAUAUCCUUACCAUUACCCUUUGAAAAUUUUUUUCUUUUUUUUAAAAAUUUCUAUUCAAUUACUGAUAAUUAUAUAAAUAACAUGUGUCUUUUUUUAAUAUACAAAAUUAUUAUUAUGAAUGAAGAUGAUGAAGAAUAUGCAAAGUAUUAUAACUUAAUAUUAAAUAUAUUAAAUAAAAAUACAUUAAUAUUAUUUUUAUUUAUUCUAAUAAGUCUUAUGAAAAAUUAUAAUAUGAAAAAUAACUAUCUUGUAAAUCUAAUAGAACGUAUAUUACCAAUAAUAAUAAAACCAAUCAAAAAUAAUAAUACUAUAAAAAAAAAGACAUAUACAAAAAAUAUGAUGAAGAAAAAAAAAAAAAAAAAAAAAAUUUUAUUCAAUAUUCUUUAUUUUAAAUUAUUCCGUUUAAUAUUUGAAAAAAUUGAAACAUAUCAUAUAUAUAAAAAACAUUUACUAUUAACAUUUUUAAGAUAUAUUAAAAAUUUUUUAUUAAAUAUAUGUUCUUGUAUUUUAAUAACACAAUAUAUAUUUAUCAAAUGUGUUGAUUUAAUCAACAAAUAUAAUAAUCAGGAAUAUAUAUUAAUCAAAACAUUAUCCUUAGAAAUAUUCUUACAACUAUGGAAUAAUGAAUCUGUAAAAAUAUUUUUAUUUAAAAUGGGAAAAUCAAUAAUGCGUUUUUUAAUGUUCAUAAGUAAUUUAGAAUAUAUUCAUAAAAAUAUACUCACUUUAUUAUUAUCUUCUAUAGAAAAUAAUAAUCAAAUAGAUUUAAAAGAAAAAUUAUCAAACCUUAUAUGUAACAAUAAAAACAAUAUUUUACAAACAAAGAAAAUAAAACAUUAUAUAAACAAAUUUCAGAAAUCAACAAAAAAAAAAUGCUUCUUAUAUAUAUCAAAUCAUAAAUAUACAAAUAAUAUUAAAUUAAAUAUGAACAAUUUUGCUUACAAACAAGAAGUAUUAUUAGAACAUAUACAUUUAGAUCUUAUAAAAACAAAUAACACCUUACAAUAUAAAGAAGAAGAUAUGUCACUACAAAAUAAUAUAAAAGAAUUAACAAAUAAUAAAAAUGAUUUCCCACCAAAUUUUAAUAUAAAUAAUAUUAAAAAUUUUACCUUAUUCGAUUUUAUAUUUCAAAUAAACAAUUAUUUUAAUUAUUAUAAAAUUCUUUUAUCUCAUUCAGAAAAAGAAUGUAUACAUUUCUUAAUGCACUUAAAUGAUAAAACUAAUAAUAAUAGUAAUAAUAAUAAUAAUAAUAUGUAUCAUUUAAAUCUAUUUUUUAAUUUAUAUAUAAAAGAUAAUAUCAACAAUUUAAUUCAUGAUAAUAAAGUUAUUUAUUAUAUAGAUUAUAUAAAGAAUAAAGAUAUAAAUAAACAUAAAUUUCUUAACACACAUAAUUUUUUUAAAGAAGCAAAAAAGAUAUAUACAUUGGAAGGUUGGAUUUAUGAUAACAACUCUGAUGAUUUAUUCAUUCAUCAUAAUUAUAUAGAUGAUGUGAACCCCCCUCAUGAUCAUCAUAAUAAAUAUAUUAAUAAAAGAAAAUAUGACAACACUUUAUUAAGUAAUAAUAAUUUGAAAAAAAAUAAAAAACAAAAUGUAUCUGACAAUAAUGAUGGAAACAUAAAUGACAACUGUGUUGAUAAUGAGAAUAAAAUGGAUACUAUUGAUUAUAAUAACAGUGAUGAUAAUAUCGUGUCUUAUGGAAAUGAAAAAAUUAUUUACGAUUUACAUGAUAUUAUAAAAAUGAACAAUUCUGCAUUAUCAAAUAUAUAUUGUUCUCACAUAAGGUUAAGUUUUUUUUUCCCUCUUCUGUUUUAUAAAGCUUAUUAUAUUAAUGACUUAUUAUCAAGUUCUUUAUAUAUUUAUAGUAAACGAUUCAAAAGUUUUAAAAAAGAGAAUACAACGAAAAUUAUUAAGUUCAUGAAUUUAACAUAUAUAUCUCAUAUAUGUAUUGUAAAAUUUUUAAUCCAGUGGCUAAAGGAAAUUAAAAGUAUUCAUUCUAAUAUAUGCUUUAUAAAAAGAGAAAAUUUGAAAAAAAAUGAUAAAAAAACAGAAUCAUUAUAUUUUAAUAAACCAGAUUUUUUUGAAUGUUAUAAGUUAUUAGAAUAUUCCUUAAAAAAAGAUAUACACAUGACUAAUGUUUUCUUAAAUUAUUUAAACAAAAUAAUUCUGCAUUUUUAUGAAAAAAAAAGGGAACAUAUAGUUUUAAGUGUAAUUAUAACUUUGACUAUAUAUAAUUUCUUAACCUUCAUACAAAAAAAAAAAAAAAAAAAAGAAAAAGAAAAAAACAUACAAGAUAAUAAUACAUCAUAUAUUAAUAUAAACACUGUUGAUGAUAAUAAGCAAGUACAUUUAAAUACACAUCAAGAUGAUUAUCGCUUCAUCGAAGUAUUAGAAAAAUUAAAUAUAAAAGAAAUAUGCAAUGAAAUACAACAGAAUUGUUUAAUAGGACAUAUAUUAAAAGAAAAUAAUUUUUAUAUCGAUGAAAAUAUUUCUUUUAUUCAUGUUGAUGAUAUAUAUAAUUAUGAAUUAAAAAAUCAUAUGAAAUAUAUACCACAUAAUAUAAACAAAGAAAUGUUUCAUUUAAGUGAUUUUAAAAAACAUCUUUUUAAAACAGGAAUAUAUAAAAAAGUAGAAGUAAUUAAAAUAUUGAAAAAAAAUAUCGUAAAUAAUUUAUAUACAUCAGAGAUAUUAAAUUAUAUAUAUUAUAAUUCCUUAUAUUUAUUAAUUCAUCUUUUAUUGAAUAUACGUUUUUAUUAUAAUAUAUUUCAUAACACAUAUAAAAAAAGUGCAUAUUAUUAUAAUAAACAACAUGUGUGUUAUAUAACAAAGAUGCAAAAUGCUUUAAGCAUAAAUUUAAAGAUAAAAACAAAUCAGAUGGAACAUUUUAUUGACCAUAAGAAUCUAUAUAAGAAAGAUUAUAAUGAUAAGGACAAUAAUAAAAUCUUUUAUAAUAAUCACAGUAAAAUAUCUAGUGAUUCUAUUCAUUCCAUAAUAAUCAAACUAGAAAAAACAUCUUACAAUAAUUAUCUGAAAAAAAAAUUAUACAUAAAAAAAUUUUAUAGUAAAUUGAAAAAAGGUAUUAUUAAAAAUUUAAAACAUUAUGAACUAGCCAAUAAUAUUAAUAAAUAUAUAAAAAAUGUAAAAGAAGAUAAAUUAUUUUUAGAUACUAUAUUUAAGUUUGAUAAUUCCUCUUUCUUCUUAUUUCAUAUGUCAUUUCAAUUUGAUGAAUGUAUAUCCACAGAAAAUAUGAUAAGCGUGCAAAAUUCAUAUAAUGAACAACAUACAAAAUAUGUUGUUGAAAAUAUAAAAAAUAUAAAUAAUCAUCAAUUAGAACACUACGAAAAAAUUAACAACAUCAACAAUAAUGAUAAUAAUGAUAAUCAAAUGUUAUAUGAUCAGAAUAAUAGUUUUUUUAUGUACCUAUUUAAAAAUAUAAAAAAUGUAUAUUUAUUUGUUGAUCAAAUUAAUAAAAUGGUUUAUAAUAUUAUGCAUGCUGGUUUAAAUAUUUAUAAUACCAUUAUAUAUUCUUUUAAUAUGCAAAAUUUACAUGAUACAAAUAAUUUAUUUAUAAAUUUUUAUUUUUAUGAAAUAGCUACAAAUAGGUGUACAGAUAUUUAUAUGUGUCACAACAUUGAUGAUAAUAAAUAUUAUAAUAAAUAUCACAAUAAGAAUUUAUAUAUGGAUACUUUUAAUAAACAAAAAAAUUUUGAAAAUCAUAUAUCUUCUUUAUCAUCUAAUCUAAUUAAUACAAAAAAUAGUACAAGUAACAACAUAUGUGUCGAUCCAAAUCUAUUAUGUAUAUUUAAUUAUAAAGAUAUAAAAGAAGAUGCAAACAAAAAAAAAAAUAAUGUUUUAUAUUUUAAUGAGCUCAUAGAUUACAUUAUUUGUAGUAUUAUUCAAACUACUUAUAAGAAGGAAAAAAUUAUUUAUUGGUCUUCCUUUUUGUGUAACAUGAAGAACUAUUCGAUAAUAAAUUUUCAUUUAUUCUUUUAUUUAUGUUCAUUGUUAAAACAAAUUAACGACAUGAUAAAUACAAACAAUGAUAAUAAUAAUAAUAAUAAUAAUAAUGAUGAUGAUAAUAAUGAUGAUAAUAAUAAUAGUAAUAAUAAUAGUUAUAAUAAACCAUAUGAUUGUAUCCAUUCCAAAGUCAUUCAUAUUAUUAAGAAAAAAAUAAAAAUAUGUGAAGACAUAUUUAUAUUAUACUUAUAUAAAAUUGGACUCUUAUUAAAUAUCAGCAUUUAUGAAUCCUUCGAUCUUUUAUUUUCAGUUGUUUCCAUAAUAUUUAAUUAUGAGUUUUUUAAUUUUUAUAUGGAAAAAAAAAUUUAUACCUUAGAAGAAAAUAAUAAAGAACAUAUAAAAACAUUUGUUACAUGCAUACAAGAAGAAAUACAAUAUUUUAUUUCCAAUUAUGAUAUGUCCAUAUUUAUAGAAGGUAUUCAAUAUAUAAGUGAUGCUAUAUUUUUAAAUAAAAAAAUAAAAAUAUUAAUUUUUAAAAGUUAUGCUUUUCUUAAUACCAUUCUUCAUAUAUUACCCUUAAGCCAAAUAAUAACAGACAUGAAGCAUGAUCAUUAUAUAAAUAAAAUACUAGAUCAAAAGAAAAAGAAAAAAAAAAAAAAAAACACAGAACAUUAUUUACAAACAUAUUAUAACCUAUUUAAAAGUGAUAAUACAAAUGUAGAUAUAUCAUUACAAUCACAUGUUGAAGAAGAACAAAUAAAAAAUAAUUAUAUAAAUGAAAAUAAAAAUAUAGAUGAUAUAAAUACAAAUAAUGAUCCAUUUAAUUAUAAUUAUAUUUUAUCAAGCGAUUCAGAAAAAUUUAGUGAAUCAUCAACAGAUAUAAGCAUAUUAGAACACGAUAUAGAAAAUUUUAAAGGUACACAUAUCGAUGAAAAAAAUUUAGCUAGUCAUAUGAAAGAACAAAAAGAAAAUAAAUAUGAAGAAACAAAAGAUGAUACAAUAAAAACAAAUGUUUGGAUUUUUAAAAUUUUUAAAUUCUUUUAUUAUAGAUCUUUUAUGUGCUUUUAUAAAAACAAAUCACAAGAUGAACAUUUAUAUGAAAAGAAAAAAUGUUUCUUAUAUUUCUUUUUUCCAAAUAAAAAAAAAAAAAAUAAUAAAAUAAAUCAUAUAAGCCAACAGAUAUAUCAUUUAAGAAAAAUGUUAUUGAAAAAAUCAAAUUUUGCCUUUAUGUGUAAACAAGCAUAUAUAAUUAAAUGGAUAUGUCUUCGCAUGUUUAUAUUAAAAAAAUAUGAUUAUAAAAGAUUUAAUGUAAUUGAAUUGUUUCAAUAUAUUUAUAAAAAAUUACAUAAUAUUAAUAAUAAAGAAAUAUUUGAGUUUCAUCUUAUAUCAGCUGAUAAUUCUUUAAAUCAUUUUGACAGUAUAGACAUUAAAUAUAUAUUUAAUAUUUUUCUUAUUCAUAUAAAUAAAAUGAUAAAUUAUUUAACCAAAAAAUAUUAUGAAUUAUGUUCACAACAACAAAAAUGUAUUCAAUUUAUAAACACAAAACAUAUGUCUAAUAAUGAAAAUAAAGUUUUCAAUUUAUAUAAUCAAAUUAAUAAUAAUAUUAUUUCUUUUAUAAUCUCAUUUUAUCCAUAUUUAAUAAAAAAUAAAUUUUCAUAUGAUAUCUUUUUUAAAUUAUUUAAUAUAUAUUUUAAUAUGUAUAUCAUAAAUAAACAAACAAAUAAUAUUUCAUUACACUCUUCUAUAUAUCUUAUACUUUUCAUAUUUAUAAAACAUACAAAUACAAGUGUCUACAUGAUGUUUUCUUAUUUUACUAGUCUUCAAAAUUAUCUGCAAACAACAAAUUUGUUUCCAUUAUUUGAUUCUUAUUGUUUAAAUUAUGAAGGAGCAAAAUGUCACAUAAGAGAAAGCGUAGAAUAUUUCGUAGAACAUUUGAAUGAAGAAUUUUUCAUAUUAGACGAUAUAAAAAUAAUAUUUGAUGUAAAUUCGAUUUCCUUGUUUUAUCAUAUGUUAAUUAAUAUUUUUAGUUAG